Messenger RNA from Coregonus clupeaformis (lake whitefish), 2137 nucleotides. Its product is annotated as immunoglobulin lambda-1 light chain-like. Bases 1 to 1143 code for a protein of 380 amino acids. The record is from RefSeq and is a predicted model, not a curated record. NCBI's taxonomy places the organism in Eukaryota, Metazoa, Chordata, Actinopteri, Salmoniformes, Salmonidae. The transcript is spliced from 7 exons.
AUGCCUGUGGCCUGGGCGGACCAGGACGGAGAAACCAACAUACAGUUUGCUCGGGGAGAAUUAGUAUGGAAGGAGCCAUACAGGCACUGUUACAAGCAGUGGCAGUCCAACAAGAGGAAACUAGAGCUCAACAAGAUCAUCAAGAUGCAAUACGAAUGCAUCAGGACACGCUGCAGGUACAGCACAGCACCAACCAGCUGCUCAGAGAGGAGCAAGAGAGAAACACCCGGGAUGUCAGUGGCAGGGCAGAAACUGGACCAGGAGAUUUCAUGGACUAGGACACAGGGAGAGGCUGUCUCCUUCAGCUGCAAAGGCGUUGAUCAGUGUAAUACGUAUUUAUUCUGGUACCAGAAGAAGGAGGGAGAACCUUUUACCUUGAUUCUCGACAUCCAAAAGAGUAACUGCGCUGUCGAUGCACGUUACAACCAUCCUCAAAAAGAUGACUUCUCAGCCAUGAGCAAGAAUAACAACUGUGAUCUAAAAAUUCAGUCAGUUAAAGCGUCCCAUUCUGCCAUGUACUACUGUACCUGCAGGGUCUCAGGAACCCACAUUGUAUUUGGCUCUGGCACAAGACUUUAUGUGACAGACAACAAUCACGUACUUGAACCCAAAGUGACGGUCUACCCAGCGUCCAACCCUGAUUCGAAUGGGAAGACCACCCUGCUAUGUCUGGCCAGAGACAUGUUUCCAGACUUGGUCAAGAUUUCAUGGAAGAUGGAGGAUGCAAACGGCCGAACAGUGGAGGUGCCCAAAGCAGAGAGGGAAGUGCUGGAGCAGAGGGAGGAAGAACAGACGACCAGUAUGAUCAUCAUUGAUAAAGAGAAGACGUACAGGAACAAAUACAUCUGUUCUGUGGAGCAUGAAGGGGGCCGCAAAGAUGUUGAGAUACCAAAAGAUAAACCAACUGAAGCUCCUCCAACCACCAUGGCUGCACCAACCUGUCUGUUCAGAAAUGACACGCAGGAGCCACUGACUCUGCAUCUUACCGACGAUUCCUUUCAGUCAACGUUUAGUCUGAACCUGGCCUCUGUGGUUUACACAGUGAUGAUAGUGAAGAGCAUGGUCUACUGCUGUGGGAUCUCUGUCCUGCUGCACCACAGGAGCGUGAGAAAAGGACCCAGCACCUGCAGACACAUUCAUUGAAAGGAUACCCCCACCCCCCACCCCAGUAUGGAUAGAGUUAUAGAUAGAGUUGUAGUGGGCUGGGAAUAACAUGGAUUUUACAUCCCAUUGAGGUCUAACAUUUCAUUUGUAUUGCUUUUAUUUUUCCUGCUUUAUUUUUUAGACGCUACAAUAUUGUGAGCCAUAGAUUUCCAUGUCUUCCAAUAGCUUCAACUACCAAAUAUGACAUUAAUUGCAGCACAUUUAAUUUUGUAUAUGGUGUAUUGUUUCCCUCCUUAUGUGGUAGCUAUCCACUGCAGACACAUGAAUAAAGGUUACGUUUUCUGAUAAAUAAGCAGAGCAAAUCUUGAAGGUAGAUCAAUUAUUAUUUUAAUUUAGACUUGUUUAUUAAAGUUGCACUGCAAUAUGUCAUUUUGGUAGGCCUAAAUUAUUUUCAAAAAAAACGGUAUUUCAUUUAUACAAAAAUAUUUACCUAAAUAUUAUAUUUACCUACAUAUGUCAUUAUUAAAUAUGUAGGCCAAUGAGUUCUAAAUAUGUAUCAUUAUCCAAUAUAAUAUUUAGUAACUUUUCUUGUAUUGAAGUGUAAUUUCUCUCAAGAAAUAAGAGUUUGUUUUCUAACGUAAUAUUUCAUAUGUUAAUUAAAUGAUCAAUGAAUAAUAGAAAAUCCAGCUUUUAUUUUUGCUUUAAAGAACUAAAUGCUGAGUGCUUAUUGAGCAGACAAAUUGGUCUAUGCGUGAAAUCAUUUACUUGUGCUUUUUUACAUUAAUACAAUGUUGUUUUUUUACAUUGAUACAGCUUUUAUGAAGAGUGACAUUUUCUUUGAGUAACAAAGCCUGCUCAAAUUAACCAAGUUGCUCAAAAUUACCAUAUCCUUUCAGAUGAGGAUGGAUUUAAUAAUCGCUGCCUUCGUGAACGAAAGGUUACAACAACAAAGGUUCUGCAAAAUUAUUGUAAAAAAACGUUUUACAAUUCCGUGCUGUUUUGUAUGAAUAAAGGUUACUUAAACCCCCCAAAA